UGAUUACCAUGACCUAAAUUAGUUUUGCUAAAAAGUUUAAAAGCCAAAAAGAAAAAUGUCAUGUACGACAUUUCACGGAAAUAUAAUGCAUAAGUUAUCUCUGUUUACGACGUCGAUCACACCACCUUGCACCGUUCAUCCCAACAUCAAAGAGUAUCUUUUUUCAUUAAUUAUGAUUUGAAAAUUACAUGUAUUUUAAAAUUACAGUAAAAAUAAACAGAUUAAUUAAUAUGGACGGUUUUGAAAAAUGAACAGAUUUAUAACACGAAAUUGCUUCGUAAAUUCCAACCAGGCGGAUGAUUUCACAAGACAAACAGUGCAGGAUGUGAGACAGGCAGUCCUCUCAUCGGCCUCGCUCAGACCAAGAAUUCAAGAAGCUUUAGAAAGAAUCAAUUUUAGAUUUCAUCGAACUUGCAGCUUUUCCAAUAUAAUUAGAGAUUGUUACGUGAAUGAGGCUGAAACCCUGCUGAUGUACCGGGGCUGCGACGAGUCCGAGAGUCGGGCCACCAUGAGCGUCACAGCCUCGACCUGUUCUUCCACGCAGCAAGUGCCAGCGCACCAACGCGACAGAGAGCUCCGGUCGUCGUCACAGCAGACGGACAUCAGUUGCAGAAUAAUCUCUGGGAUCGCCUCUCCAGUAAAUGAAGUGGAAGAACAGCGUUUGCUGCGAGCUCGUAUUGCCGAUUCCCUGACAGUUUCAUCCCCUGCAUCUUCUCUGGUACAUCCUGCUGGCAGAUCCAUAUCUUUAAUAGGAUCGGUGUGUGCGUUAUUAUUGAAUAAACAAGGCACCGUAACUCCUAAAGAUGUUCCAAGCUUCACGGGAAGCCUGCGGUCGGACAUAUGUCGCAUUUGUUUUGGUGGAGAGAGCGCCGAGAGACUGGUCCGGCCGUGCGGCUGCCGGGGAACCAUCGCCGCUGUCCAUCGGACCUGCCUCGAACGCUGGCUCCUGCAGGCCGCCACCUCGUACUGCGAGCUGUGCAGGCAUCAUUACAUUGUUACGAGGAGUCAUAAAUGGUCCUGGAUCCGUUCCAUGGCGGAAUGGGCGGUGUCGGGGCAGGGGCGCGCGCUGGCGGCGGACGCGUGGCGCGGGCUGGUGCUGGGCGCGGCGAGCGUGCUGGGCACGGCGCGGGCGCUGCACGCGUGCGACGCCGUGCUGCAGGCGGGCGCCACGCGCGGCGGCGGGGCUGCCCUGGCCGCUAACCUCUUCUCUUCGAUUUUGAUUGGAGUUAUUGGUGCCUUAAACGGGCUUUUAACCACUUGGAUGCUGCUUAAGAUUCAAGAGCACCAGAGCUCGUGGAGGGCGUGGCGCGACAGUACUCUGCACGUGCACGUCACCCUCUCCCCGCACCGCUCCCCCCGUGCCUCCCCCCACCUCACCCCUCAAGCAUCAGACCAGACCGUGGUAGCCGUUGAUAGCUCCACCAGAGAUAGGAGCACAAAUGUAGCUGAUCCAUUUAUGGUCGCUGUUCCGUAUACUUUGCCGGAUUCUUGAAAGUCUUAGACAGGAAAUUGAUUUAUAUAACAGUGAGUACUGAAGUGAAGCCGCGGGCGCAGAAGACUGGUCGCAGAAGACUGGUCGCGUCAGCUCGACAAAUAAAACACGUAUCGAAAAAAAAAAAUGUUAAUUUAUUCUUCAUUAUUAAAUAUUUAUAAAUAUGUCAUACAUCAUUUUCGUAAAAUUAGGCGAUUAAGUAAAGCUGCUGUUAAAUAAUAAUAAUAAAAAAAUGGCAAAAUUACGUUAAUACAUUUCAUCCGAGCAGACCCCGAGGAUGCAACUUCCUUAUGUGAAAGAAUAAGCCAAAGCGAUCCUCAAACGCAGUUCAAUAACUACAGCAACAUUAAUCGUUCGAUAAAGUUAGUACACGUCUUAUAAACUAGAAUAAUUAAAAAUCACAUCUUGAGAUUAUAAAAUAAUUAGGAGAUUCCGAGAGCGCUUGGAGAAACAAGUUGGGCGGACAAUGACCGUCAGAACGACGGCCGACUUACAAGUGAAAUUUCUCUGGUUCGGUUUAAUUAAUGUCAUUACACUAUACAUGUUGUUACUGCGGGGCUGGCCACUUGCGGACCACACCACGGAGUAAGUACUUUGAUCUGGUAAUUAUUUGUAAGUCAGAAGGGAAUUUGAAUUCGAAAAUAAAAUGAGAUUAUGGACAAUGUGAGAUUGUAUUUUUUUAUAAUGCAAUUUUUUAUAAGUUGUUUCCUAAAUAAAUUCUCUUUUCGAUAAUUCUGCCAUCAGACCCUCCAAAGAAAUUUCACUUCAAUAAGUUUAUAUAUAAAAGAAAAAAAAACAAUAAAAAUCAACAACAUACACUCUUUGGACGUAACAUACAAUUAGAAUAACGUUUUUGUGACACUAUCGUUUGACUACACCUCACCAACGCCGACCCUCCCUGAGCACUCCCGCGCCCUCACACACAAACAUCAUUGAAGCGUGCUUUAGAAAUUUACGAUUUUCAAUUAGACUACAAUGAAUAUCGUGCUAAGAAUAUUUAUUUAAUAUGCUCUGCACGCUAAAGCUUUACUCUAACGGAAUAUCGUAUAGUUUCAAGAAUCUAAGUUUGAAUGUUUGCAUAUGAUCGCGCAGGAAUUGAGGUAGAAGGAAAGUUCUGUAGACGAUCAGUUCUGAUCUUUGAACCGGCGGUGGAUGGACUGGACAUAGGUGAAGACGCACUUCCAAUCAGGUUUGCGCAUCGUCACCAUAUCUUCCACAUCCAGCAAGGGAUAUAUGCCCGCCUUCUCACUGGGGAAUAGAAAAAAUCAUUGAGAUAUUUAGAUUCCUUUUUAGGUUUUAUCUUAGCGAAUAGUACCUACGGUCGUUAUACUUAUAAACUGACUAGCUGUACCCGUCCGCUUUGCUGGGCUUUUAAAAUUAACAUUAUUAUUUCUCACCCCCACGAAGAUUCUCAUCAUUAACGCCCCCUCAACUGGUGUAGGGAGCUCAAUACUCAUAUAAAUAUUAGCCUAUCAAUUAAGUACAUGUAUUUUCUACAUGGAUACCAAGUUUCAAGUCAAUCGGAUGCAUGGUUCAGUAGUUAUAACGGAACAUCCCUAAAAACCACUGUAGAUUUAUAUGUUAGUAUAGAUAUGCAGUUAGUCAGCCAACGAGCAUUGAGUGAUAUUGAGUGAUACUGAGACUUCGUACCCUUGGUACUUUAGUGUCAAUGAUCUUGAGUGACAGCUCCACAUCAGUGGACGAGCUGAACCCACGUGAUGCUAUUUGGUUACUGGAUCCGACAGACAUCACAUUGUGGAUGUAGGCGCACCGGUUGCCGUGAGACGUGUUCAGGGGUAUUGGAGCGGUUGUAUCAUCCUACAAAUAUGAAGGCUAGAUAGCUUCACUACAAAAAAUAUACCCAUACUGGUGGUAGGACCUCUUGUGAGUCCGCACGGGUAGGUACCACCACCCCGACUAUUUCUGCCGUGAAGCAGUAAUGCGUUUCGGUUUGAAGGGUGGGGCAGCCGUUGUAACUAUACUGAGACCUUAGAACUCUUAUCUCAAGGUAGGUGGCGCAUUUACGUUCCACUUAACACCAGGUGGGCUGUGAGUUCGUCCACUCGUUUAAGCAAUAAAAAAAAUAUAUACGUACAUAUACCUAGCUUAUUAUUCUAGUUGCGAUUAUCCAUCUCAUUAAAAACGACUUACUCGGCAAUUUUGAAGGCGAGCGUAAAAUUGUGUCGUCUUCUCUCCGGCGUCAGUUUUGAGUAGUCAAACGCGUCCGGCAGGAAGUGAUGUAGUAAAGCGCAGAACGCGAGACCGUCCGCCCAGCUCGUCGAAAAGUUCUCCAGCUUUACAUUCUGAAAAUUACAUGGCGCGUGUUGAGAAAUGAAGCUUUUUACGUGACGCUACUUGGAUACUUAUCUGCGUUUUUAAUAUUAUUUAGGAACUGAAAAGGUGUGAUUAUAUUUUCAGCUAAUAAUUAAGGUCAAAAACAAAUUGGAUAUUUACAUUUGCGAUAUUAAAAUUAUAAUUGUUACGGACUCUUAAGUGCCUGUGAUUUUGUGCAAGGGUAAAACUGCAAUUUUGUGAUUGAAGGACAAAAUCAGUCAUGUAAUUUUUACAAUAAAUAUUUACAUAUCUAUAAA
This is a messenger RNA of Bombyx mori (domestic silkworm), 4083 nucleotides long. RefSeq lists its product as uncharacterized. Lineage: Eukaryota; Metazoa; Arthropoda; Insecta; Lepidoptera; Bombycidae. The record is from RefSeq and is a predicted model, not a curated record. Gene Ontology annotation, molecular function: zinc ion binding. Bases 248 to 1492 code for a protein of 414 amino acids. The transcript is spliced from 8 exons.